Bactrocera latifrons is the source of this 3463-nucleotide messenger RNA. Its product is annotated as G protein alpha q subunit. Lineage: Eukaryota; Metazoa; Arthropoda; Insecta; Diptera; Tephritidae. Gene Ontology annotation, biological process: adenylate cyclase-modulating G protein-coupled receptor signaling pathway; phospholipase C-activating dopamine receptor signaling pathway. The record is from RefSeq and is a predicted model, not a curated record. Gene Ontology annotation, cellular component: heterotrimeric G-protein complex. The transcript is spliced from 10 exons. Gene Ontology annotation, molecular function: G protein-coupled receptor binding; guanyl nucleotide binding; G-protein beta/gamma-subunit complex binding. Bases 1968 to 3158 code for a protein of 396 amino acids.
UUUCUAGAUUUUUUUUCUUUCAGCGGACCUCGCCCGUCAAAUAUACAUCGUCGGUCGUAUCGUCUGGCAUGUGUGUAUUCGCCCCGUCGGUAUCGUGGUGUAUCUGAAUUGCUGUUCCACUAUGUCGACAAAACAGUUCAGAAAUCAUCAAUAUAAGCGAAAACACGCAGGAGCAACUGUGACAACUAUAUGGCCAGCUUAGAUCGGCAGCGAACCAUCGGUCUGUUUCUGCGAACUUGUAUCAUAAAAGUAAACGAAACGUCACGCAAUUUUCUUUUUUGCUUAUAUUUCUUCGUUCUCUUUUGUACCAAUUUUCCCAUUGGAUUUGGUCAUAGUCGUCAAAUGAUAUCAAGUAAAAUUUUAACAAUUUUUACGAAUUUCUUGCAAAAAGAAACGAAAAAUAGUAAGUGUAAAAAAAACUAAAAGAUAAACAAAGAUCGGUGCGACAAGUGAAUCUUCGCAUAGUUACGAAGUUACUAUGGAGGAUACCGAUGUGUAUAAUUGUGAAUUGAUUGGGCAGGUGCUAUUUUAAUAGCUGAAAAUGAUUUAAAAUUUCAUAUUACAUCCCAAUUAGCAAUAGCCAGAUACAAAAAAAGUAAUUGGUGAUUUAAUUGGAAAAAUUCGAUACCGUAUCUCGAGUGUUCAAUAUACCUACGUACACACACUUUUGAAAUUCCAACUCCAGCCUCUUGCAUUUAUAAUCUGUGUGAAAAAGUUAUUGUGUGGUUUUAUUCUUAAUGCAUAAUAAUAUUAUAUUAGGCUAAAAUGUUUGAAUAUGCACUCUGACGAAUUAAAGAAAUAGAAAAUGUUUCAUAAUUAAAAAAGGCAGAGUUGUGUAUUGAUAUGUAAACGAGUAAUAUUUGAAGUAAAGAACAAGCAAAUAAAAAAAAAAAUAUUUUAAGCAAAUGUGCAAAAAAUACAAACUACUCGAUCUAACAACAGAAAAAUUAUAGGAAAACCAGAAAGAGCAACAAAAGCGGUUGAAGCGGAAAAAUGUUCCUUAUAUUUUAGAAACGGGCUCAAGCAACUACAGCUAUAUUGAAGAAAUGAAUGAAUAAUUGACGCUAUAUAUGCACCAACGGUACCGUUAAAUAUACUUGAGUAUAUAAAUAGUAGUUGCGGUAACCAAUAGAACAGCAAAUGCAGCAGCAACAAUAGUUCGUCUAAUAGCAAUAUAUACAAUAGAUCUGCAGGGAUUCUGUAAAAAGGAUUAAUUUUAAGCAAAAAAGAAACCAACCCUCAAUAAAAAUAAAGAACAAUAUUCUCCUAAUGAUUCUGCAUUCGAGAAUAUCGGCUACAAGGAAAUACAAACUUUUGAUACGAGUUUCCUUAAUUUCUGAAAUCUUCAACACCAAAAUAUAUUUUAAUUGAUGUUUACGGAUUUUUUUUAAAUAGGAUCAUACAGAGAAGAAGAAACGGUACCUAUCGUUGGUUGCAACUGGACAAACGUAAAGUUCGAAAAGCAAAAUAAAAAAAUUAUAAAAAAUUGUGCAUUAAACAUUGGAGCUUGAGAAAAGAGGAACUCAACCAAAAUAAAAGAAUUAGUGGAAAUACAAUCAUAUGUGAACAUUUCCAUGUGCAAAUAAAACGAAGUUAAUUUUAAAAUUUACUUCAAACUCUUUUGCCAUACAAAGAUAAUUGCAGGAUCAUAUGUGUUGUGCCGCAACAUUGAUUGUUGCGCUAACGAAAGUCACACACGACGACACACACCUGUCGAGAAGGUGUGGCGGCAAAGGAACUGAGGCAAGCAUUUGAAAUUAUCACCUGCCCCAACAUUAUUGACUACAAAAUAGGCAAGCAAAGCACGGCGGCGGCUAUAUCGAGGCAGGCUACAGUACGAGCGUUUCGCUCUAAAGCUUUUACUUUAAAUAACGAACAACAUUAACAACAAAUACAGUCCAUUAGUAGUAUAUAGACUAGAGUGUGUGGUUAAGGGUGCGGCGUAAGCAGCCAAAAAUUUAGCUAGUAUGGAGUGCUGUUUAUCGGAGGAGGCGAAGGAACAGAAGCGCAUUAAUCAGGAAAUCGAACGGCAGUUGCGUCGAGACAAACGCGAUGCGCGAAGGGAACUCAAACUAUUGCUGCUCGGCACUGGUGAAUCCGGCAAAUCGACAUUCAUCAAACAGAUGCGUAUUAUUCACGGCAGCGGUUACUCCGACGAAGACAAACGGGGUUACAUUAAAUUAGUCUAUCAAAAUAUAUUCAUGGCCAUGCAGUCGAUGAUCAAGGCCAUGGAUAUGUUAAAAAUUUCGUAUGGCAAAGACGAGCACGGUGAACUUGGCGAACUGGUGAUGAGUAUCGAUUACGAAACGGUCACAUCAUUCGAAGAUCCAUAUUUGUCCGCCAUUAAAACACUGUGGGCGGAUACUGGCAUACAAGAAUGUUACGAUAGACGAAGAGAAUAUCAACUCACAGAUUCGGCAAAAUAUUAUCUGAUGGAUCUCGAUCGUGUGGCUCAACCAGAUUAUUUACCAACCGAACAAGAUAUUUUGAGAGUUCGUGUGCCGACAACGGGGAUCAUUGAGUAUCCCUUUGAUUUAGAAGAAAUUCGAUUUAGCUAUCUCAGCGAUCUUGAACGUAUUGAAAAAGAAGAUUUCCUACCUAGCGAGCAGGAUAUUUUGCGUGCUCGUGUGCCCACCACAGGGAUACUUGAAUAUCCAUUCGAUUUGGACGGUAUCGUAUUUAGAAUGGUGGACGUGGGUGGUCAGCGUUCCGAGAGAAGAAAAUGGAUUCAUUGCUUUGAGAAUGUGACUUCAAUCAUAUUUUUGGUUGCGCUAUCGGAAUACGAUCAAAUUUUAUUCGAAUCUGAUAAUGAGAAUCGUAUGGAAGAAUCAAAAGCUUUAUUUAGAACUAUUAUUACGUAUCCGUGGUUCCAAAAUUCAUCAGUUAUUCUCUUCUUAAAUAAGAAAGACUUAUUAGAGGAAAAAAUCAUGUAUUCGCAUUUGGUAGAUUACUUUCCCGAAUAUGAUGGUCCACAAAGGGAUGCGAUUGCCGCCCGAGAAUUCAUACUUCGUAUGUUUGUAGACCUUAAUCCAGAUUCCGAAAAAAUCAUCUAUUCUCAUUUCACCUGUGCUACGGAUACCGAAAACAUUAAGCUCGUAUUCUGCGCCGUCAAGGAUACUAUCAUGCAGAAUGCUCUCAAGGAAUUCAAUUUGGGUUAAGCAACUUCACCGAACACAAAUGAACGGAGCGCGCGUCCUCAUCUCUCUAACCCGUCUACCUAGCUACUUACUUGCAUAUAGUUCGUGCAUCGCAUCAACUUUAUACUACGAUUUUAUUAAUACACAUUGGCUUAUGUUGCUUGCAAAAGAAUAAAUAAAUAAUAUUAAACAAAUAAAAAGACUUAAUUUCUAAAAAACCACCUACAUACAUAGAUGUAUAGGAAAUAAUAUUGUAAUAAUGUUUAGGCAAAAUGUAAACUCUUUGGUUUAAGUUAUCGUCAAUAAAACAAAUUCCUAAAAGUUGU